Nakaseomyces glabratus is the source of this 3834-nucleotide messenger RNA. RefSeq lists its product as uncharacterized. Lineage: Eukaryota; Fungi; Ascomycota; Saccharomycetes; Saccharomycetales; Saccharomycetaceae. The record is from RefSeq and is a predicted model, not a curated record.
AUGAGCCGAAAUAGUUCUAAUCAAUAUUCCAUUUACUCCGAAGUCAAUUCUGCCGACGAUGAAAGCAUACUAAAGGAAACUUAUCACUAUACAUUGAUAGUUAUUUUACUGGAAUACAUGGCCGAACCACGUUUUCAUGUAAACUCUACUGGAGCUCCUCAACCAUUAAGAGAUGAAAUGAACCAAAAAAGUAAAAGUGGUGAGUUUUUAUUGAGAGAACAGUCAAGCAUUGGCAGUUAUCAGAAUUCUAGCAGCGCAAAGGAUUAUCUUUUAGUUGCUCUCACAGAGAGACUUUCAUUGAUAACUAGGAACCAGAUCAAAGUGACCGACCCAAAUUUCAAAAGAUGCUUGUUGAAGUUCUAUAAUGACUAUUUCUUGGAUCCAAAUAUGAAGAUCAAACUGAAACAAACUUCUAAUAUCGAGGAUAUAGUUGCGUAUUUCAGUCAGUCUGCCAAUAAAGAAUUGAAUAAAGUACUUCUAGACAACUUCUCAUUGGAGCUGUACAGACAAGUUGCCUCUUUUUUAGAGUUGCUUAUCAAUUGUACCCCAGAAAAAUACAUGGCUGACUUCAAACCUAAACUCGAAGCUAUGAAGUCCACUUUCGAACCUAAUAGAUAUAGACCACUCACUAAAAGAUACUCUUUAGAUAUGAACUCAAAUGUACCAAUAACGGCGCAAAGACAACCGUCAUGGAAUUUAGAUGACAUUUCUCAUAUUGGUUAUUUUAUGAAGCUAUUUGCUAUGGACAAGAUGAAAAUACAAUAUGAUGUUAAUGAUAUCCUCAAACAUCUAUCACUGUCAUCUUACAAGAAUGAGCUACUAGAACUCAGAGUGAAGGUUAAGAACUCGUCGUUCUCUUUAUCCGUUAGUGAUUUCCCUACUGAGAGAGAAUAUAGAAAUUGGCAAAAUUAUAUUUUUGGAGAAACAACUCAACUUAUUGAUAAGUUUUCUUCGGAGCAAAUAUCAAAUAUAAAUGCGCCAACACCAUGCAUUCCUUCCAAUCGUAAAGCCAUAAUAUCCAAGUUAUUUGAAUUGAUUAUCCAGUCAGAGUAUAAGAAUGAUGAAAAAGUACUCGCAUUAUCUAAGGAAUCCACGUUCUUUAUUUUUAAGUGUGCAAAAUAUUGGUUAUCUGACUUUCCAUCAACAAUUGCCUCAUUAUUUUUUGCUGCUAUGAAUAAAGUAUUAUUUACAAACGAUAUGCUUAACGUAGAGUUUGUUGAGAAGUCGAUAAUGAUGGUCUCCAACCUAUUUUUGAGAUCAAGGGAAACCAAAGAACUAACCACAUGGAAUAAUUACGAUAGAAUACUAUGGGUGAAAACCUUACGGGUGAUUUGUUCAAAGACGUUUAAAUCUAUAAGCAUUCUAUUAUCUAAACUAUUUGACCCCAAUUUGCCCUCUUUUUCACCGUACUUAUCCUUUUAUUUUACAAUAAAGUAUACUGAUAGAUACACUGAGGAUUACUUGAAAUCAACUUCUUUUGAGAAAAAAUGGGCAGAGUCUCUAAGAAAUAAUAUCAACAGGGCUUGCCAAACCUAUUAUCAAUCCUUGGUCUCAACCUUACCUAGAGAUGAAACAUUAGAAAUACAGCAUAUUCAAGAUAUUGCAGAAAAGAUAUACAAGAUGAUUGAAAAACUACAGAAGAAAUACCCAAAACCGAUGUUUGAAGAUGUUAAUAUAGCAUUUGUGGUAGCAGACUUUUUAAUUAAUGCAUUCCUUGUUGAUCUUGAAACUAUGUUGCGUUUUGUAAAACACUAUCACAAAAUAGCUUCAAAGUCGAUUGCGCCUGUAGAUGGUUUGGAAUGUUACAAGGCUAUUGUCGAUUUACGUGAAAUAUAUGUUCAGAUAAAACCGAAUGAGCUUUUUCCUAUAAACCUUGAGAGUAUGUUUGGACAGUUUUUACAAGCCCUAAAUGAUGACAUCAAGAAAAGAAUUAUGCAUGUAGUAAAAUCAUCUAUAAAGGCUGAAAAAUGGGUUAGGAUGAAUGACGCAACUUAUUAUAGUACCUCUAUCGUUGAUAUAUUUAGAUUGGUGAAUGAAGCUGUACAAAUCUUUACGAAAUUUGAUUGGGAAGAUCAAUAUGAAAUUGCUUAUCUAACUACCAACAUCCUAAGUGAGUUCACUGAGGGUUUAAAAUAUUACUGUUCAAAACUUCAAAACUUAGCUGAAAAUGAUUUACAAAUGGAUGUAAUAAAUCUAAUUACUGUAACACCAGAAUCAACACCAUUGUCAUCAGGCAUAGAAAAAUUAGACAAGAAAGGAAAGACAUGGAGUUUUCAUCAGAUGAAAAGGGCAUUGAAGUCCAAACCAUCAAUAAUGGUUCCAGCUCCAUAUGAGUAUACUGUUAGGACAUGUGUUAUACUUAACAACCUGGAUGCAAUGCUGGGUAUGAUAACUCGUCUCGAUGAACUUGUAAAGCCGCAAGAAUUGUCUAAAUACUUAUCAGAGGCUAAAGCAAAGCCUAAUAGAAGUACUGAAAAUUCUAACAAUAUUAAUCACAUAUUUACCAUCAGAGUUUUAAAUACAAUGGAGGUUCAUGCUGACACUAAUGAUGGGUUUUCAAAUCUUAGAGUAACUCUAAAUGACUCUAAUCGAAAAUCGGAGUUGGGAUCUACUAGAAUAAUAGAAGAUUCGCUAAACCCAAUUUGGGAUGAAGAAUUUGAACUACGAAUUUCUAACAAAGAAAAAGCAUAUAUUGACUUUCUAGUCUGGCACCAUUCUGAUGCCAAGAACACAAAGAUGGUAGAACUAUGUGCAAAAGGACACGUUGUGUUGGAUCCAAAGCGUUUUUCUGAUAAUGGCUUACCAUCAGAAAUGUCCAUAGCAAUGUCUCCCAAGGGCCACCUAAAUAUACAUGUCACUCUAGAGACUGAGAAAAUGGAUCCACUUUUCUGUAUUGGGAAUGCCUACCGCACAGCACUAAGAUCAAAGGAAAAACUAUUAAAUAUGAUUGUUACUAAAUUUUCUACUGUUGUUGCACAUAUUAUUUCAAAGAACACCUUGAAAUUCGUUAAAGCUGAAAAGAAAAAUUAUGUUGGAAAGGACGCAGAGGAGGUUGUUUAUGACGCAAUUGUUCCUCUAUUCGAUUACUUAAAUUCUAAUUUAAGUAUCCUGGCAUCGGAACUUCCAAAAGAAUUAUUAUUCGAGGUUAUACUAAAAGCAUGGGAUGUCAUUUUAUUAAGAGCCGAUUCCAUGCUUCUUCCUUCCUUGUCUUCGAUAUCUUCUAGCGGUCUUGUAAACUCCGCUAGAAAAUCUAUAUGGAGAAAUUCUAUCAGUUCUAAUCCUACGAUAUCAGGCUUUGGGAAACCGCUAACAGAAGAAGAUAUAUCUAUUGUAUUUAAAUGGUUGGAUGCAUUGUGCAUCGAUUUCUUCCAUAAUGAAGGCGCAGGUCCUUCCAUAGAGAAUUUAAAGAAUGUCAAAUAUACAAGUAUGUUAAACAUUCCAAAGUUUUAUGGUACAUCAGUACCAGAAUUGAAGAAGCUGAUUUUACAACUCGAGAAGAGCUACGAUCAGUAUUUAGAUCACAUAUACAAUCAAGACCAUGCGACUAUUCAAUUGAUCAGGACUCAAACUAUGGGUGUUUCGAGACAUGCUACAAUCAUGGGUAGUUCAACUAAGGCUACGCGAGAACAAUUGAAAGAUAUUAUCAAAGAAGAAGAGCAUGAUCCACUGAAAAUAUCUGCUGAUAAAAUGGAUGUUAUUUUGAGGAUUCUCUUGGCCAAAGGGGAGUUCCAUUUUGUCUAUAAAAAUCUAGAAAGAAGGAAAAAAUUAUUAAAGAAGAUGGAGAACAAACGUAUGGCUCGCAAUGCGGCAAUGGGUAAAAAAGCGAUACAGUAA